Culicoides brevitarsis is the source of this 3411-nucleotide messenger RNA. RefSeq names its product heme transporter FLVCR2. Gene Ontology annotation, cellular component: membrane. The record is from RefSeq and is a predicted model, not a curated record. Gene Ontology annotation, biological process: transmembrane transport; heme export. Bases 1235 to 2620 code for a protein of 461 amino acids. Lineage: Eukaryota; Metazoa; Arthropoda; Insecta; Diptera; Ceratopogonidae. The transcript has 10 exons. Gene Ontology annotation, molecular function: heme binding; heme transmembrane transporter activity.
UUAUUUACUACAACUGCUACUCAUUAAAUAUUUCAGGUUUAUUUACGAUCAUAAAAAACGACUCAUCUCUAAAUUAUCCAAUUUAUUCAUGUGUGUGUGUGUCACUGCGUUUGUGGGUAGAAAAUACUUCGGAAUCAUUAUCAGUCAUAUCAAACCUACAACUAUCAUUCAGUUAUAUAGUUUCGCUGUAUAAUCUCGAUCAUGUAGCAACACAAACUGUAGCAACAAUAGAAGUCAAAAUUACAGAACAAAAGUAUGCAACGUUUGUUUUCCAUUCAAGUCGCGGCGAAACCAUCAGCAGAGUCUAUGGAAGAAGCGUCACAUACAAGUGUCGACGAUCAACGCGUAAAUUUGUUAGGGGAAUGUUGUUCCUCAUUGCUGGAUCAAAACACUUUUAGUUUGUUUCGUUCUGUUCAGCUAACUGCACGUGUUACUCUUGCACCGUUCUCGUACUUUUUUGUCUUUUUGGAAGUUUACUCAAAAUAAAUUAAAGUUUAAAAUAACAAAUAAAUAAUAAAGUUUGUAAAUAAAGAAAAAAAAUAUUACCGUGUAAUUACAAAAUUCUUGCAAUUGCGAGGUAAGGUGAUAAAAAAUACGGAAUUUCCUUCGUCUCGUCAAAGUGUACCUAUAUAAUAAAACGUAACGGCAAUGUUUGUGCGAUAAUGCUAAAUAAAUAACGAAAUUAGUGACUGACUGGAAAACAAAACCAUUUGUCAGAACUAUUUGGCUUGUUUAUGUCAUCUUCGACGAGAAAGAGAAAGUGAUGAUAAGAAAAUAAACAAGAAUCGUUUAUCCAGUGAAGCGAUCUUUGAUUAGUGCGCGACAACGCUUUUGAUGCCCAUUGGCAAGAGGAGCUUUUCUGCGUUUGUCCAACACACAGCAAUAAAUCAGUUGAAAAAGAGAGGAAAAAUCAUAAAAUAAAGCUGUUUUCACGGAAACAUUUACGUCGUUCAACACAAAAGCGUUUCUUGAAGCUUAAUGAGAUGCAAUAAAAGACAAUAAUUCUGUUUGUUUUGAAAAAGUUAUUUUUUUAAUCUCGACAAUAAUACACAAACAAUACAAGAACAAAGGAAAGAAGGAACUGUGAUAAUAUUUAAAAAGUUUUAAAAAUUUGUUUGUACAUGAUGACAAUAAAUAAUAAUUACUAAAAACAAAACAAAAUAAUUCAAAGACAUAUUUUUGAUAUCGAAAAAAAUAACAAUAAAGAAGAAAAUUGCCAAAAAAAAUACGCAGCAUGGAUCGUUCAAGCACCCCUGAAGUCGUUGUACAUGACAGCAAAUCUACAGACUUAAUAAAGCCAACGUCACCCACGAGUGAAAAGGCUCCUGGCGGGGCAUCCCAAGGCGAAUACAAAGUUUACAAACGCCGAUGGAUCGUUCUGGGGCUUUUUGUUUUGUACAGUGCCUCGAAUGCACUCCAAUGGAUUCAAUAUUCCAUAAUUGCAAACGUUGUGCAGCGAUAUUACAACAUCUCAAGCACUUGGGUAGAUUGGACCAGCAUGAUUUACAUGAUUCUCUACAUUCCGUUAAUCUUUCCCGGUAGUUGGUUACUUGAUAAAUUGGGCCUUCGUAUUAUUGCAAUAUCUGGUGCAUUCGGGACAUGUUUAGGCGCAUGGAUUAAAACGUUCUCUGUCAGUCCAGAUUUAUUCUAUGUUGGCUUUAUUGGGCACUCAAUAGUUGCUGCUUCGCAGGUUUUUAUUUUAUCUCUGCCUGCACGCGUCGCUGCUGUAUGGUUUGGUCCGAGUCAAGUGUCAUCUGCCUGUAGUCUUGGCGUUUUCGGUAAUCAAUUAGGCGUUGCCAUGGGAUUUCUCAUACCUCCGAUGUUAGUUAAAAAUCACGAUGAUCUCGAUUUGGUUGGCGCUGACCUAAAAUUUAUGUUUUAUCUUGUGGCUGGAUUCACAACAGUAUUGUUAGUUUUAAUAAUUUUAUUCUUUCAAGCAGCACCGCCAACACCCCCAUCAGGCGCUCAACUGAGCAAAGAUUCAGAAGGCGGCGUACAGUCUGGUUCGUUCCUGCAAUCGUUAAAGCGAUUAUUACUUAAUCACAACUACAUCUUGCUUCUAAUAUCGUAUGGCAUGAAUGUUGGAGUAUUUUACGCUAUUUCGACAUUAUUAAAUCAAAUUGUUCUAUUUCAUUAUCCGGGCGCAGAAGAAGAUGCUGGAAGAAUUGGGCUUUGUAUUGUCGUUGCUGGAAUGCUUGGAUCUGUUUGCUGUGGCAUUGUUCUCGAUAAGACACAUCGCUUCAAAGAAACCACGCUCGCCGUUUAUGUGUUCACAGCAAUUGGAAUGUGGAUUUACACAUUUACAUUGUCAAUAGGCCAUAUUGCGGUUGUUUAUGUCACUUCAUCAUUGUUGGGAUUCUUCAUGACGGGAUAUCUACCUGUUGGCUUUGAGUUUGCUGCGGAGCUCACAUAUCCGGAGCCUGAAGGAACUUCAGCAGGUCUUCUAAAUGCAGCUGCUCAAGUUUUUGGAAUUCUCAGCACGAUGUUGUAUUCAGAAAUUUUAUAUCAUUGGAACGAUAUCGCAGCAAACGUUACAAUGGCAGUACUUUUGGUUGCGGGAGCAAUUGUAACGCUUGUAAUAAAAUCAGAUUUACGUCGACAGGCAGCUCACGCUAAAUAAGAGGUGAGGUUUCUGUCAAAUAAAAUGUUGAUAUUUUUAAACAGAUGAUUUAGAAUACAAAUUGAAUUAAAAACAUUGACAGAAAGUGUUGUGAAAAAGUUGUUGAUUAUUCAUUAUCUUUUUAAUUUUAAUACCAAAAUACAUAUUUUCGUACAAAAUAGUAAAGUUAAGUUUUAAAAAAUCCAUUUAGAGAACACUAUAGUAUUAUUGUUGUUAGUAUCUAUAAAAAAUUCUUUGACUCUCUUUUUUUCCCCGAAAACUGAAAAUUCUCUAAAACAUGUCAAGACAAUACAAAUACUACUUCUACUUCAAUAUCUUUCUCAAAAUCACUUGUUACUGCAUGCACUCUUAUUGUUAAAUAUUAUACGAAAGAUUCCAAAAUACCAGAAAAUGUCACCCGAAAGCUUUAUAUUGUACUGAAUGUUUUAGAUACCUUCUUGUAUUAAAAAAUAAAAAAAAGAAAAGCUAACAGCUUAUGAAAGUUCUUUUAAAGCAAACAUAGUAGUAUAUAUAUUUAGAUGUAAAGAAAAUAUUGUUAUGUGUGCCAAAAAAGUUAAAAAAAAAAUAACAAAAAUAUAGCUCAUAAAAACUUUUUCCUGAAAGAAAUUAGCAAGUUACGAUACAAAUAAAGACAGUUUUAGUCUUACAAGAGAUACUAUAUCAGAACAAACAAUGAAAGUUUGACAAUAAAUCAGUGUAUUUCAAAAAAAGAAGAAAUUAAGAUUUUACAGAGGAAAGAAAGGACACCUAAUAUAAUUUGGGUUUCAAAUUUGUUUAGUUUUUUUAAUGAA